AUGUCCUCGACAAAACUACUAUUUAACCUUUUUUGUCUUCUAUCAUCACUUCUACACUUACAAGUCGAAUCAUCCUGUAUCAAUCAUGAUACGGAACUUCUUUGCACACCAUUGGAUUUCUCUGUAUAUAACAUUUCAUUGCUUAAUUUCAAUACAUCAUCAUCGAUUCAAACAAUUCACUUGACUAAUAGCUAUUAUUCGGGUUCUCUCGCUGAGACCAUCAAUAAAUUGAUUAUCGAUGGGUAUCCGUAUGAAGCAUUCGACGCAACAUUUAAUUCCACGUUCACAUUGUCGAGUUUACUGAUUGAACAUACAAGAUUAUCAGUAUUUCCACCGUGGCUGUGCACAUUGAAUAAAAAUUUAUCGUUUAUCGAAAUCGAUAAUUCUAAUAUUGAACGAAUUCUCGAACAUGAUCUGAACCUUUGCUUUCACCUGAAAAUCUUACGGAUAAUAAAUUCGAAUUUACAACGGUUCACGAACCAUGUUCUUAGCUCUGUAUUUUUACAGUAUUUAUAUUUGAAUAAUAAUAAUUUUACGGAAAUAUCCAAUGAAAAUGGAUUGAAUUUAAAUCAAUUUCCAUCGUUAGUUGUCCUGGACUUAUCUUUCAAUCAAAUCGAACAGAUUUCCUCCAGAAAUUUCAAUCAAACUCCGCAUUUAACCAAGCUUUACUUAUCGAACAAUGCAUUGCAUUUCGUUCAAUUGAAUCAGUCAUUAAUAUCUUUAGAAAUUCUAGAUUUCGAAGGGAAUCGUUUCUUACAAAUGGAUAAACAAUGGUACAACUAUCUGCCACAUUUAACCAGAAUUCGCUUUCCCUACGCACAUUUCUGCUGUGCAUUUAAAAACGUACCGAGAUCAUCGAACGACAAACGCAUUCGUGACAAUAAGAAUUAUUUACCAAUUCUAUCCCCAUCGAGUUCAGUUUGUUCACCUCUACCUGAUCCCAUGACACCUUGUGAAUCGUUCUUCUCCUCAAAGUUCACUCGUUUUAUCUUUCUUAUCAUCGUUUGUGUUUCAUUCAGUUCAAAUCUGAUUGCAUUAAUCAUUCGAAUAUUUCCAUUUCUCGCAUCAUCUUGCAACCGUUGGUCAAUUUCGACUCUCUUCAGUUCAAAUCUAGUUCUUGCUGACUUCAUUUUUUCGAUUUAUCUUAUUAUAAUUGCUAUCGUGGAUAUCCAUUUCAAAGAAGACUUCUAUUUAUACACACAAAUAUGGACUAAAUCAUACGUCUGUGUAUUCGCAGGAUUUACUUAUACAUUCGGAAUUCAAUCAUCAAUUUACGCACUGACACUUUUGACUUUCGAACGGUUCCAUACAAUUUUAUUUUCAUUCACACGGCAAACACCUUGGCGAUUAAAGUUUACCUUGACUGUCAUUUCCAUUGGCUGGUUUGUCAGUUUCAUUACGGCAUCGUUACCAUUGUUGAAUGUUAAUAAUUUCCAUGCGAAUUCAUUAUGUAUACCAUUUCGCAUGGAAUAUCUUUCCGAUCGAUUAUACUUGUCUGUAAUUAUUUUCGUCAAUCUGGUUCUUCUCGGCAUUAUCAUCAUAUGUAAUGGUCUGAUUUGCUUCAAUUUUAGUAAAUCUCACGUUCGAACAUUGAAUGAUGCACGUGCAACAGUCAAAAUUCUUUCCUUGGUUUUUGCUGUUUGUAUUAGCCAUAUGCCUUUGAUUAUCUAUACCCUGUUCGCAUUAUUUACCUACUCAAAAGUUUCGAAUGUCUCGGGUCUUCGUUUAAAUGACAUAAAAUUGACAGUUCUGUUUCUGCAGCCAUUUAAUUCUUGUUUUAAUCCAUUCAUGUACUCAUCGUUAUCAACAUUUCAAUGGACGAGUCCAACACGAACGACAACCAUCGAACUCGGAAGGCCAAAGCCAGUGCGAAAAUCACACAGCUUCUCGCAAUUUCGAUCGAAAUCGGUUGUGUUCAAUCGCGGUUAUCAUCCAUUGCGUUUGAUGUCCGUCACCUCAUUAGAUUAUCGAUCUUCUUCGUUACCGGACACUCCUUGA
Adineta ricciae is the source of this 1998-nucleotide messenger RNA. The record is from the annotation of a GenBank genome assembly. NCBI's taxonomy places the organism in Eukaryota, Metazoa, Rotifera, Eurotatoria, Adinetida, Adinetidae.